Messenger RNA from Schistocerca piceifrons (Central American locust), 2142 nucleotides. RefSeq names its product cell division control protein 6 homolog (gene Cdc6). The coding region runs from base 155 to 1795 and encodes 546 amino acids. The record is from RefSeq and is a predicted model, not a curated record. Gene Ontology annotation, biological process: DNA replication initiation; mitotic DNA replication checkpoint signaling; cell division. Gene Ontology annotation, cellular component: nucleus. Gene Ontology annotation, molecular function: ATP hydrolysis activity; DNA replication origin binding. NCBI's taxonomy places the organism in Eukaryota, Metazoa, Arthropoda, Insecta, Orthoptera, Acrididae. The transcript has 9 exons.
AGCGUUACCGCGCGUUUUUCGCGCCAAAUCUAGUGUUGCUUUCAAUGUGAUGUGAAAGCGUGUGCUACCAAAUCAACGGCAUAAUUCCGGUGUCUCUUAUACGCUUAUCAGUGUGUCUUCUUACGAACUGAACUAGGAAACGAAGUCCACAAAAAUGGCAAUGGUACAGACGAAUCUGAGAUUUAAGGUGAGAAAGAAUCCCCAGAGAACCUUGGUUGUGAAAGAUUUCUACGGUUCAUGCAAAGAAAAUACUGAUGCAUCACGAACGAAUGUAUGUGGAGAUAACAGUAACUCAAAGGCAGGAAUUGCUAGUGAAAAUCCGCAGCAAGAUACAGAGAAUCGUAUUGCGGCAAGGAAACGCUGUACUAGCAAUGAAGUGAAAUCAGCUGGUAGUCAAAUUGAUGGCGGGAGUCCUCCAAAGAGAGAGAAAUGCGUAUCAGCAACAACCCCAUCUACUACUCCAUCCCAACUACUGAUGAAACUGAACUUGACUAGUCCAAAAGCCAGAAGUGAUUCACAAGACGAGAAACACUUAACCCCCAAAAAAUUGUUCGAUUCAGAUCCUGCCUUUCAUCAAGCACGAAAGGCUCUCCAUUGCACAUCCUACAAUGGAUUACCUGGAAGGGAAGAGCAGCUGGAAUUCUUCCAAAAUUAUCUGCAGGACCACUUACUUCAGAGAAAGCCAGGAACUGUUUAUGUGUCUGGUCCUCCAGGUACAGGAAAGUCAGCUUGCCUGAAAAAGAUAAUGGGACUGAAAGAGAUUAAUGAAGGUUACAGAACAGUUUACAUAAACUGCACGGCAUUAAAAACUUCACAAACAAUAUAUUCACGAAUAUGUUCUGAGCUGAAUCUGAAGACCUCAACAAAAACUGUUAAGGAAUAUGUAAAGAUCAUUGAAAAGUUGCUCUGCAGCAGCAGAAAAAUGAUAUUAUUUAUUUUGGAUGAAAUAGACCAGUUGGAUAGUCGAAAUCAGUCCGUUCUGUAUACAUUGUUUGAAUGGCCAUCAAAACCUGAUUCAAAACUUGUCUUAAUAGGUAUUGCAAAUGCACUUGAUUUAACUGACAGAGUACUUCCUAGGUUACAAGCUCGUGUGGAAUUGAAGCCAAAGCUUGUUCAUUUCCCACCAUAUACAAAACAGCAGAUUGUAACUAUACUGUCUUCAAGGUUAUCAGAGUUCAAUGUAAACCAAAUAUUCAGUCCUGCUGUAGUGCAUCUUCUAGCUGCAAAAGUUGCAUCAGUGUCAGGAGAUGCAAGACGUGCUUUAGACAUUGGACGGCGAGUAAUUGAAAUUGCUGAAUCUAGACUUCAGGCAGACCCAUUGCCAUUACAGCCAAUUGCACAAAAUGAAUCAAAUUCAGCCAAUCAAAGAUCACCACAUAAAAGCACUGGAGGUGUUGAUACUAAACUAGUUAUGGAUGUUUUGAAUAACAUUUAUGGGACAUCACAAACCCUUAAUGAAGAAAGUGCAUUUCCUAUACAACAAAAGGUUCUUGUUUGCACAUUGUUACUAUUGUUGAAAAGUGGACCAAAAAAGGACAUUUCUUUAGCAAAGCUACAUGAAGUGUACCGUCGUGUUUGUAGUAGAAGAAAUAUUUUAGCUGUGGAUCAGGCAGAGUUCAGGAGUUUGUGUCAAAUGGUUGAAAUACGUGGUAUUAUCCGGUUACAAGGUGCUCGUAAAGAAGCGCGGCUCACAAAGGUUUGCUUACAGUGGGAUGAGGAAGAAGUUGCUGCUGCUCUAAAGGACAAACAACUUCUUGCAGCAAUUAUGAAUGACAAGUCUGCUGUCUUACCAUAACAGCAUUAUUAGCAUUAACAGAAAAUGCAUUGUAAUUUAUUUGUGGAGACUGCCUUGUAUUUUUUGUGCCUGAAAAUUAUUGGACAGGCAGCCAAUGAUAAAAGUGAUUGUUAAAGCAAUCAGUGUGUAUAAAUUAAAGAGUAAACUUCAUGUUGAAGUUGUCCCAAAUAUUGUCUGGAAUAACUUAUUUUGUGAUGUUGGGAGAAAUGAAGUUGGGUAAACUUGUAUCGUGAAAAUCGUUGAUAUUUUUCAUUGCACGAGAUUUUAUUUUAUUUCAGGGUUGUGUGUUUUGUACGUGGACUUUUCCUGUCAACAAAGGAAAUUAAAAAUAUGUUGAUCUUUUUUAA